AUGACUGGGAAAGAGAUAGGAAAUGUGCGGAGGCUGCACUGGGUACGAGAAACAGGGGGCAAUAGGUCUGGUAUAUUUCAUGACGAACAUGACGUAGCCUGCAAGUGGAUAAGCCCUGUGCGCGGAAAUGAGGCGUGGCCGCGUGGCCCUCUCCCAGUACUGGCGCGGGCGCACACUCGAUUACGUCAAUCCAUCCAAGCCAGUUCGACAAGCAGCAGUCUUCCAUCAACCGAAAACCACUCAAACAUCAUGGAUAUCGAUCUAGAGCCCAUCGACUUCGUAUCUCAACUACGCAAUCAAGCACCAGAGGAUCUGAAGCCUGGCCUGGAAACCUUCUCGGAUCUGUAUCAACGAAAGCUAUGGUACCAGCUUACGAUUGCCGUCCAGGAAUUUUUAAAUCUGCCGAGCUCAUUUCCAUUCCAAAUUUCCCUAUACAACAAUUUUAUCACCGAUUUCGAAAACAAGAUCAAUUCGUUGAAACUGGUGGAGAUUGCCGUAGUGAUUUCUCAGAGAUUUGCAGAUGCAAAUGAUGCGUUAGAAUUCUUGUCCAAGUUGGCGGACAAGUUGAAGCCGGUUGAGAAGAAAGAUGAGGAGCCUACUGGAGCAAGCAAAGCCACAGGAGCCAGUACUAAGGCCGUUCUGCAAACAAACCCCGAGGCGUAUGUUUUGGCGCGGAUGUCGGCUGCUCACUUUUGUCUGUUGCUGGGCAAGACAAAAGAGACUGAGAGUGCUAUGGACGAAUGUCGAGCGAUAAUCGAUAAACUCGAUAGUGUGGAUACUUCCGUUCGUGCGGGAUUUUAUCGGGUCUCGGCUGAUUACUUCAAGUGGGAAGCAGCUUAUGCGUCAUAUUACAAGACUUCUUUACUCUACCUGGCUUGUCUACCCAAUGUGAAUGUCGAUUUGGAUGUCGAAUCUCGUAUUCAACGCGCCCAUGACCUGGGACUUGCUGCACUUCUUGGUGACACGAUAUACAACUUCGGAGAGCUAUUGCAACAUCAAAUUCUAGAAAGUCUUACGGGUACCCCGUUCGAGUGGAUUCGAUCGCUGUUGUUUGCGUUCAAUGAAGGCAACUUGGGCGUUUUUGAAAGCCUGACUCCCCGGUUCCCCGAAGAACCAAUCCUGCAGAACUCUUAUCCCUUUUUGAGGCAGAAGAUCUGCUUGAUGGCUCUGAUCGAUGCAGUCUUCCGGAGAAGUGUUACCGAUAGAAUUAUGCCAUUUGGGGUGAUCGCUUCGGAAACCAAGCUGCCAAUCAAUGAAGUUGAACACUUAGUCAUGAAAGCCUUGAGUUUGGGUUUAAUUAAAGGCUCGUUAGAUCAAAUUUCUGGCACGGCCAGUAUUACUUGGGUCCAACCUCGCGUACUAAAUAAGCAACAGAUCGAGGCCUUGAAGAAGAAGCUGGAUGACUGGACUAAUCGUGUCAUGAAGGUUGGGCAAUUUGCGCACUCCAAUGGAGGGAGCGAGAUCCUUGUUCAAUAAUUACUCUUUAGCCUCUUGGUCGUUAGUCAUCGCUCAAUCAAAAAAAUUGCAAUUUUUCCGUGUAAACGAGCCUUUCAUCGGCCAAUACUAGCUUCCCAUCCGUACCGCAAUAAGUCAAAAAGAAAAGCUGCUUGUAAGAGUUUUCGGUGGAUGACGUUUCAAAACAGUUCUUUACUUUUGGUGGUAGAACAAA
Molecule: messenger RNA, 1669 nt
Organism: Puccinia graminis f. sp. tritici CRL 75-36-700-3
Lineage: Eukaryota; Fungi; Basidiomycota; Pucciniomycetes; Pucciniales; Pucciniaceae
Product: 26S proteasome regulatory subunit N9
Exons: 6
Coding region: 1-1476 (491 amino acids)
Biological process (GO): ubiquitin-dependent protein catabolic process
Cellular component (GO): nucleus; proteasome regulatory particle, lid subcomplex; cytosol
Molecular function (GO): structural molecule activity
Source: RefSeq, a predicted model, not a curated record